Molecule: messenger RNA, 3049 nt
Organism: Drosophila nasuta
Lineage: Eukaryota; Metazoa; Arthropoda; Insecta; Diptera; Drosophilidae
Gene: RalGPS
Product: Ral GEF with PH domain and SH3 binding motif
Exons: 8
Coding region: 324-2456 (710 amino acids)
Biological process (GO): Ras protein signal transduction
Cellular component (GO): plasma membrane
Molecular function (GO): guanyl-nucleotide exchange factor activity
Source: RefSeq, a predicted model, not a curated record
UUCAAUGUGCGUACGCCGCGCGCGUUUUUAUUUCAUAUUAAUUAAUUAACAAAAACAAUUUUAAGUCUUGCGGGCAUUAAAAAAAGCGUGCGUGAAAAAUCGGUGUCGACAUCGCCGAGUUGUUGCUGUUGCGUUGGGUGUCUGUGUUUUUUGUCUUCAGUGAGAAACAAAAUAAAAUAGCUAUUAGCUAAAGUAUUCGAUACAGCUACAGUGCCAGUUUAAAAUGCGUUGGUUGAUUGAUACAGAAGCUGCUGCUCUUGCCGUUGUCGCUGUCAUUGUUGUUUUUGUUUAGUUUAUUGUACAAUUGGUUAUUGAACGACGCCAUGAUGCGCUAUUCGGAAAUAUCGCGAGAUCUCUCCACGGAUAAUCUGCGCUACUCUGAGCUGAGCAGAAAACCAAGCACUGACUAUGUGGACUAUGCUGGACAAGCAUAUGUCACAGCUUCACCCACAGCUCAGUCGCAUUAUCAGCACAACGGAAUGUCAGCACUUCAGCAGCAGCAACAACAACAGCAACAGCAAUCGCCACAGCAGUCGCGUCAAUCGAAGCAACGAAGUACUAAUGGCAAUGCUCAUACCUUGGCCUGCUUGCGUCAGGAUAAGGGCCAAAAGGAGCUGCAGGCGGAACAGACUGCAGCCCAACAGCCGGCCAGCAAGACACUGAAUAUUAAGAGCAACAGGCGCAAGAACUCCAUUGGUUGUCUGACCAGCUUCUCUUCGUCGCCAGAUUCGCCGGGUUGUUACUACAGCAUAGCUACAACCGCAGCGCCAGCGAAUAAGUCGCAGAGUUUGCCUUCGCAUGGCUCCAUUAAACAGCUGGAUGCUGUCAUAAUGAGUGCAUUGCGUGUGCCCGCCGAUCUGUUGGCUAAUCAGAUAACGCUGCUGGACUUUCCGGUCUUUGCGCUCAUUCAACCGGAUGAGCUGAGCAGCUGUGCCUGGACCAAGAAGGACAAGCAUGUGGUUACGCCCAACAUUGUGGCGUUCACCAAACGCUUCAAUCACACCAGCUUCUGGACAGUAACCGAAAUAUUGAAUGGCGAGCAGCCCAAACAGCGUGCCGAAAUAAUGACACACUUUAUUAAGGUGGCCAAGAAACUGCACGAGCUGAACAAUCUGCACUCGCUUUUUGCCAUCAUUUCGGCAAUGCAAAGCGCCAGCAUUUAUCGCCUCAAGAAAACCUGGGCCUGUUUGUCCAAGAAGGAUCGACAGUCCUUCGAGCGACUCAGCGACAUAUUCAGCGAUCAGAAUAACUGGGCUAAUCUACGCUCAUAUCUGGAGAGUUUGCGCCUGCCUUGCAUACCGUACCUGGGAUUGUUUCUCACAGAUUUGAUUUACAUCGAUCUGGCGCAUCCACACAAGGGCGGCUUAGAGCCGGAGCAACGACGCAACAAGAUGAACAACAUACUGCGCGUCAUCUCGAAUUAUCAGCAAUCGGAUUACCAGCAAAUACAACCAAAUGAGUCCACGCAAAAGUAUCUUACCUCCAUACGUUACAUUGAAGAGCUGCAGAACAUAUUCGAAGAAGAGCAGUACAAACGCUCGCUGAGUCUGGAGCCCGCUUCGCCGUCUGGUCCGAGCUCCUCGUCGUGCAGCUCGAAGGAAUCGUUUAAUGUGGAAUCCGUGACACCAGCGCUUGGUUGCUUGAAUCUGUCGCCAGCCAAAACAAUUGGUUCCAUGCGCAUGGCCAGUGGCACCAAGUUUGUGCCCGGCCAUCGCAAGUGUCGCAGCCUGGGCACAAAAUUUCGCAGCAGCAGCCUGCCACGCAACUUUGCACAAAGGUGCCAGUGCUGCAUUGUGAUGAUUGCGCCGGGCAUUGGCACAAUCUCCAACAAGCGCUGCAGAUGCCGUCGCAUCUUUGGCAAAAUUGCGCCGAACAAUUACGACGGGCAUCCACAUCAUUUGCACCUGGAGCACGAUCCGAGUCAACAGCCUCGCCAUCAUCUGCUCGACGAUUCCGUGCUGGAGCACAGCGAUGCGCUCUCGAACGCAGACCUCACCUCACUGGAGAGUGCCGAGGGCAUCAUGUGCGAUUUUGCGGGCAGUGAUUGCGAUCUAAUGUCGCCGGAGGCAGCAGCCGCCAUGCAGGGCUGUGUGCGUCGCAAAACCGUGCAGAAGGAGGGACGCAAGCCGGCGGUGGCGUCGUGGCAACGCUACUGGCUACAGAUCUGGGCCAAUUCGCUCGUCUACUUUCCGCCCAAGUCGUUCAAGGGCAGCGAACGCGGCGACUUCAAGCGCGAGCCGUGCAAGGUGUGUCCACUGGAGGGCUGGUAUGCCCAUGUCAGCGACAACACCAAGCACAAGAACACCUUUGAGCUAUACCACCGAACACUGGGCACCGUGUACAAGUUUCGCACGGACAGCCCACAGAUGACGCAUCUCUGGACAAAUGCCAUUUGCAAGUUGGCAACGACGCGUGUGCCAAAGCCACUGCCGGCCAAUCUGAUGUCCUUCGAGUGAGUCAGACGCUGAAAAAUUGCAAAGCUGACACAUGGACAUGGUCACGUUAUUAUGCCGCCGACCCCAAACAAACUAACUACCACUUCCUCGAAUCUAAUGUACUCAUCAAUUAGUUUUAAUUAGCUGUCCACAUACUCUUAUGUCACGAAGCAGCCACAGAAACAUUCCCGCAACUCUCUGCUUGUUAACAAUCACAACAAACACGUAGAAGAACAACAGACAAAACACCACAAGAUGAACGAACAAAUUGUAAUUUUGCAAAAUGAAACGAUUUCAAAUGGUAUUUCAAAAGACUGACAGACCUAGCAGACAAGAAGAAGACGAAGACGAAUAUGAUAAAAAAAAGAUGAGAAGAUCAUGAUGGAUCGAACACACUCAACAAUUACUGACAGGAUGAAUUCAAUUAAUAUUAAUAUUAGCCAUGACCGCUGAUGAAUCUAUUAAUCUUCUAGAGCUGUGACUGCAAGUCCAAAACUAUUAUGUAUGCUCUUUGCAUGGCAAAAAUUUCUUUUUGUUGUGCUGUAAAAACGUCAACGUAAUUGUAAAUGUAAAUGUAAUCUUCAAAAAUGUAUCUUGAAUGUCCAGCAAUGUUA